CAGAACGUGCGAGGAGAGACAAUGACUAUCGCAUUUCAGUUUAUCUCAUUUCAUAUAGCGCUUCUCCGUCUCGGAUCAAGGCUUGGUUGUAAUACGAAUCCCUGUAGUGUUUUUCCUUAUGAACUUGUUCACUCCAUCUGGACGAGACCUACUCCAAAUAGAUGUCUUUCCCAUAUAGAUUGAGAUUAUAUUUCAUAUUAUUUUUUUCCCAACGUAUUUUUUGACUCUUCGCGAAAAGCAAUGCAAUCGGAUGAACAGGAUCGGGAGAACCGUGAUACAGCCGAAGCCGAAUGCGAAACUACGCAACAACCACCCAGCGGGACUGCUGGAAACGGCUCCGGUUCGGCUAAUGUUCGAUCCCGUGUCCGGUACUGGCUCAACGAUAUCGUCGAUGAGAUGCGUAAAAAGAGUCCGGCAUCGGUCCAGAAAUGGGUCGACUCGAUACAGAUCCCUGGCCCGGCCGGUGCCGGACCCAGUGCCGAACCAGGACCAUCCUCUGCGGAGUUAGCAGGACAACAUGGCAGUCACACUUAUGUGGUUGAAUCGACCGGACUGACCGAGUCCGGUGAUUCGGGUUCCGAGUUGGACCGAGAAAGCAAUGAAGAUGUACUUAGAAUCGAUGCUCCCGUUUCUACCUCCGACGAGGAGUUUUUACCCUCCGCAAGUCCACAAGUCGAGCAUCGAAGCGACGCUGGCUCUGCCAUGUCCAUAAAGAGCUUGCUCUCGAAAAAGUCGUUACUGGAAAAGUUCAGCCGCAGUAACACGAAUUUACAGGAGAAGGAAGCUCACAUGGCGGUGGAACAGGAGUCGGUGGAUCUACCAACGGAGGACGAAUCUCGCAAGGGCACUUCGCUGGCAUCGAUCGGAAAGAUCAAGAUCAACGAGUUCUAUGACAGGCUGAGCAUGAACAAGGCAAAGUACAACCUGAUUAAAGCUAAGAAGAUCGACAUACGUAACAUGCUCGGUGCGAGCAAGGAUAAUCUCGUACAGAAAGUUCAUCAGGCAGCAGAAUCCAAGUCGGAAGAAUCGAUCAUUGUGAAGGAAGAGGAAGAAGGCGGAGUCGAUUCCGUCGUGGUGGAGGGCAGAAGCGAAUUGAAGCAACAGCAAUCUGAGGCAAGUGGAAAGCUCAGCACCGCUGACAUCUACGAGUUCUCUUUUGAUGAAUCAUUUCCCAAGGACGAAGACCUACCGGAUGCCAGUGAGGACGAAGAAAAGGAAAAUCUGGAAAUGCCGACUCAGGUAUAUGAUACUUAUUUGAACCCACCGACAGCCUUCCAUCGAAUGGGUAUAGGUAAAAUCGGGCGGAGCUCUAGUGAGAAUCCAAGCGCCAACAUCAAGCGCUACAAUUUGCUGGAUAUCGGUCGAAGUUUUAGCGAAAUGAACGAUGACGACAACUUCGUUAUUAGUGAGUGCAACAAUAGUUGCCCAAAUCCGUCAUCAUUGAACACCAGCUCCAGUAUCAACAAUAGCAGCAGUAACAUUCUGGCCCGAUCCGUGCCCGUUAGUCCCAUCCCUAGGACGUCCAGCAAAAUGAGCAUUCAGCAGGAAAUUUCCCUCUCCGAAUCUCCUCGACGCCGGAGCGCAAUGCUAAUGAAGGAAAGCUCAUUGCAAUCCGAUUCUAGUCGAUGCUCUAGCGUAGAAAGUCUACUGAAUGCUCGCAAACCGGACCCGGAACGGAUACUACUGAAUCUUGGUUUUGGCCCGGCACCGCAUAGUACGGAUGUUCUGUCGAAAAUUCCGAAAAGAUUCCUCAAACCAUCCCAGGUGCGCGGGGUGGACACGGAAGCUUUCCUCCGUCAACAGCAACUGUCAAUGCACAUUCAUGAGAAUAGCGUCCUCGGAUACCGUGGAUUAGUCGGAAAUCCGCACAUCCCACCAUCGAUGAUAGUAGCGAAAAUAAUGGAGCGUUUUCAGGAGAACGACCGAGGCCGAUUAGUACGCAGUCGUACCCUGGGUCGGGGAGGACCCGUCGAAAUGUCCACCUCAGCACCAACCGAAGGUGGACACAUGGACAGCCGCAAUUCUUCCGGCCCUCCAUCACCAAUUCCGAUUCCGCGCCAUCCAUCUCUUGCCUCAGAAGGGCGGGUCUAGUUUUUUCUGUCCCAUUUUUCCCCCUUCGAACCAAACGGACUGUGCACGUCGUUUUAUAGUAUACUAUUUACAAUCACAACUUGACUUAAUCGAGCUUCGGAAUAGUUCUAUCGUACCUUUUUUUAUUGUUUUUUGAUAACUCCAUUCCUCCGGAGAAGACUUAGUGUUGUUUUGUAUUGAAGAAAAUAAUAUUUUAAUUACACAUUCCUCUUCGUCUGAUGCAAAUCAAACAAACUCAGUAUUCGACAUCCGGUUGAUGAUUACAAGACUAAGACAACGCAUGAUUCAUAUUUUUGAUAGUGAUUUUCCCUAGCAACGCAUUCACCUAUAUACUUAUAAGAUGGACUUUGAAACCUUAUGACAGAAAUCAAAAUGAUAAAAAAAUAAAGUUGGAAAAGGAAAGCUUUAAAAAAAAGUUAGGAAACAAUACUGCACACACACAUAUCUAUUUGUAUGACAUGAGAUGUGAAGCUGAAUUUUAUGGCUGCUACAACUGCACCUUUUAAGUCGAUAUUUUUUGAUUCAAUUUCUCUCUUUAAAAAUUUGCCUAUUCAAGCUAUUAAUAAUUUUUAAAGUGUAGUCAGUGAAAUUCUUUUGAGAACAUUUGAAAAUCGUGAUGCGUGACAACAUUAUCUUAGCCGUCUUAUAUUAGCCGAUGACAAGUAAAUCUAGAACUCAAAGAAUCUCUGUCAAACAAUUAUUUAGAAAAUAACAUAUUUAUAUGAGUAGGAAAUAAAUAUAGGCUUAAAAGCAAUUAUUGUUGAAAACUGGUAA
This is a messenger RNA of Ochlerotatus camptorhynchus, 2865 nucleotides long. It is a transcript of the gene olf186-M, whose product is annotated as Ki-ras-induced actin-interacting protein-IP3R-interacting domain olf186-M. The record is from RefSeq and is a predicted model, not a curated record. Gene Ontology annotation, molecular function: signaling receptor binding. Lineage: Eukaryota; Metazoa; Arthropoda; Insecta; Diptera; Culicidae. Bases 241 to 2091 code for a protein of 616 amino acids. The transcript has 5 exons.